UACACGCCACAUAUACCGGUACAGUACAAGUCUCCUUCUAUGCUUAGCUUAAGAGUUGAGGAAGGGAACAGGACUGAACACACCUACCGUCCCUACCAACCCACAUCUUGCAUCACUUUUUGAAAGCUGGCUUCAGCCACUUUACACAAACCAACCGUUGGUAGUUUCCAAACCAGAAUUGUUUAAAAUAGGUUUAUAGUUCCAGUGAGCUCUGGGUUCAACAAUUUGUGAAUUUAUUUUCACCAUAUGUGAAGUGAAAGGCUGCAUAAAUAAAGCCACGUUUUUGCUGUGAGUCAACAGCUGAUUAAAGCAUUUAGACAUUUGACGUUUCGAAGAAAAAAAUGUCGACAAUGGAUUUUGGACUUUUCGGUCUGGAUGUAUUGGGUGGGUUUGAUAAAUCCAUGGACCCCUUGGACUCUGGGUUUCAGGACAUCCUCAACAUGUCGAUGGAAGAGAACGGGAUAGAGUUAGGGGAGUGUGUGAUUGAGCAAUCAGAUGAUUCAGAGAAUAACAAAGGGACAAGUUGGGAGGAUGAUACAGAUGAGUUCUUGCAGUCUAUGCUCACCGGAUCCGACCUCUCCCCGGAUUCUCAGUUCGGCCUCGGCUCCGAAACCAUCCUCUCUGAUUCGUCCUCUGACUCCGGAGUGUCGGAUGGACAGAGGAUGUUGAUGUCUCCAGGUCUGGAGGAUGGACCUCGUCUUAUCUCCCCUGGGUUGGAGUCUCCUCUUCCUAUGUCUCCGGCCCAUAGCUUGGAUAUCAUUGAUUAUAUUAGCAACGGUAGGUCUAACAACAUUUUAUUUGAAUCAAAGACUCCUCCCCCCUGGGCGGUGAAAAGAACCGUCGUUCUGAUUUCAAUCGACCCUUUAUAUAAAAAUAAUAAGGGCAUGCCCAUUGCUCAAUUCACAACGGUACCAUUAACAACUUAAUCUGGUCAGUA
Messenger RNA from Eurytemora carolleeae, 937 nucleotides. RefSeq lists its product as uncharacterized. Lineage: Eukaryota; Metazoa; Arthropoda; Copepoda; Calanoida; Temoridae. The coding region runs from base 342 to 926 and encodes 194 amino acids. The record is from RefSeq and is a predicted model, not a curated record. The transcript has 2 exons.